Messenger RNA from Aspergillus melleus, 3579 nucleotides. RefSeq names its product HECT-type E3 ubiquitin-protein ligase (gene HUL4). Bases 1 to 3579 code for a protein of 1192 amino acids. NCBI's taxonomy places the organism in Eukaryota, Fungi, Ascomycota, Eurotiomycetes, Eurotiales, Aspergillaceae. Gene Ontology annotation, biological process: protein polyubiquitination. Gene Ontology annotation, molecular function: ubiquitin protein ligase activity. The transcript has 3 exons. The record is from RefSeq and is a predicted model, not a curated record.
AUGCCGUCGCGGGCUCCACGUAAUCCGCCUUAUCCUCCCACGUCGAGCUCACCCGCCGCUCCCCCACAUGCGAACCUGGUCCCCUCGUCGAUCGAGAGGAGCGCUCCCCGUCUGAUACCCCAACAUGCACCCGUGCUGCCAUCCAUGAACGCGAAUCCAGCUACGUCGCCGUCGCAUCGCCACGGCCAUUCUCGCUCCAUCAGUCAACCGUUCCCUUCUCCCUUCGCCGGCGCGGGCAAGAGGCGGAACCGAUCCAUUCCGAAGCAGGACUUCCUUGACUCGGACGAUGACGACGACGAUGUGACCUACCUGCCCGAUCCCCUGUCGACCAGCCCGCGCAAGGGCCCGCCGCGCCCCGUGCCAGGCGAGGAUUUGACAACGGGGAAGUGCGUGACCUGUAAUUGUACGGUGCGGUGGCCGCGCAACCUCAAGGUCUUUCGCUGUACGGAAUGUCUUACGGUCAAUGAUCUUGAGCCGUACAGGGAAUCAAAUGACCCAAGCGGUCGGGGAAAGGAUGGGAAGCCCCCUGCGCCUGUGAUUCCUCGGAAAGCUAUAUCGCUUUCGGUCGAACGAACGAGGUCUUUGGCCGACGGAUGCGUCUCGAACUAUCUGAAAAAGCUUUUAGAAACUCCCAGCCCACGAUCUAUUCCCAUAAGAAGCCUGCCAGAUAAACCUUUUGUCGGACAGGAUGGGCUCUUAUCGAUAUCGCCAAAGCAAACAUCCGGAUACCUGUCGGAACCUCGCGCAGCCGUCGAUCCUCGCAGUCGAAGUUCUUCAGCCUCCGGACGACCUAGGCAUAUGAAUGGGAUGAAUGGGAAUACAAAUCCGGUGAAACCCAGCGGACCACCACCGGCUCCGUUGCAUGCAGAGGGAAGAGACCCUCAGACCAGAGGUCGGGAUAUGCCCAAUGCACCCAAAGGGGAUCGCCCGGCGCGGGAACCCGGGAGGCCUUUCCCCCCCGAGAGCAAAGACUCGAUGAGCCGCCCGUACAUAUUCAGGGCACUCGAGGAAUAUAUAAUAUCUUCUUUUAAAGGUUGCGAUUGCCUUAAUACUUCGUUUACGACGUCGCAAAAGCCCUUGCAGACUACCAAUGACAAUCCCUCUAAGAGAAAACCGGAGGCGACUGUGACACCGGGACACGCGCACCCAGUAUUCGAACCAGAUGCGAAGACCCUUCUCCUCGGCGAUCUGGCUGAGAAUUCCUCCUGGUGGAUGCACGACGACGAUGCGAUCGACACUUCCAGCCACACUCAUCCUAAAGAAAAACCCUCUGGUUCAUCCCGAGCGGUGAGCUCACGGAGUCCACGCAUCAACUGGGCGGAACUGGCACAGUGGUACCAAUCGAUAGUGACGGCAGGCUCGUCAUGGGUCGAACAAUGGUCAGAGAUGCAGCCCAGUAAUAUACAGGGAGAUGAAGAUUUGGUUAGACAUGAACGGUGGAAUGCCGUCGAUUUGAGCACGAUAGAAAGAGAGAUCAUUGAAUCCCGGUUGCAUCUACACCGAACGCUUCUCAAGGCGACCGAAAAUCUUCUCAAACGGCCGCGACGACCGAUCAAGAAGCCGGAGGAAGUUCGCUUCUUGCUGAUGCUAUUGGCGAAUCCAUUGCUGUACCCGUCUAGCUCGUCGAUGGCCACCUACGCUGCAGGCGCUCCGGCCCCUCGCACCGACAGAAGGCCUUCCCAUCCCAUGGAUGCCAACCAGAGACUGGCUCCCCCUACUGCCAAACCCGUUUCGUCCAGGCAUCGAAAUGGAGGACCGGGUCAUCACUCGGGCAUUAUCAAGCGGAUACUAGGGCAGUUGGCCAACUUGUCAAAUGACUGCCAUCACUACCUGGUCUCCUGGUUUUCUCGGUUUCCGUCGGGGCAGUUCGAAAAGACGGUUGAUCUUGUCGGUAGUUUUGUUACCUACCGCCUGACUCGUCAACAUGGACGGAAGCGCAGCGAAUCAGCCCAAAAUGAAGACAACAGCUUGAUACCAAGCUUUUCUAGCGCAGCCGGAAAUACUCCAGCCGAGCUCCAUGCUGCGAUCAACGGGAGAGGUCCCAACAAGCAGAAUAAUGACAAGCGAGAUAAGCCGGUGGUUUACAGCGACGAUUGGCAGCUCCGAGCCGCUGCUCGCGUGAUGUCCUUGCUGUUUACGGCCAACAACGCCAGCGUUUCACGAAGACCGGAUGCACCCGAGGCGGCGGGCUCGGCGACCAAAUACCAACCGCAACGGCGAGGGCAGAUGGUCCCAAUUAGCACAUUUUACAACACUCUACUCGAUUAUUCGGAUCUUGUGGCCGAUUUCGAGGCCUGGGAGACGAAGACCGCGAAGUUUUCCUUUUGCCAGUACCCCUUCUUCCUCAGUAUUUGGGCCAAGAUCCACGUUCUGGAGCAUGACGCUCGCCGACAGAUGGAGGUCAAGGCCCGUGAAGCCUUUUUCAACAGCAUAUUGAGUCGGAAAGCCAUCAGUCAGUAUCUUGUCCUGAAGGUGCGGCGUGAUUGUCUGGUAGAAGACAGCCUUCGUGGGGUCAGUGAGGUCGUCGGGUCUAGCCAGGAAGAAAUCAAGAAAGGUCUGCGGAUUGAAUUCGUCGGAGAAGAGGGCGUUGAUGCCGGAGGUCUUCGCAAAGAGUGGUUCCUGCUCUUGGUCCGGGAGGUUUUUGACCCUCAUCACGGACUCUUUAUCUACGACGAAGACUCUCAAUAUUGCUAUUUCAACCCGUACUGCUUCGAAUCUUCGGAACAGUUCUUCCUGGUCGGCGUUCUACUGGGGCUGGCCAUCUACAACUCGACCAUCCUGGACAUUGCUCUACCACCCUUUGCCUUCAAAAAGCUUUUAGCCGCGGCACCUCCCACCGGGACGGGACUGCAAGUGGCGGCGACGCGCUCACCGUUCAAAUGCAGCCUGGACGAUCUGGCGGAAUACCGACCGUCGCUGGCCAAGGGUCUCCGGGCUCUGUUGGACUUCGAAGGGGAUGUCGCCGACACGUUCUGCUACGAUUUUGUGGCACAAGUAGAUCGGUAUGGAGAGGUGGUGUCAGUACCUCUAUGCGCUGGAGGCGAGAAAAGGCCGGUGACAAACGCCAACCGGCGGGAGUUUGUGGAUUUGUACGUUCACUAUCUUCUGGAUACGGCCGUCACGCGGCAAUACGAGCCCUUCAAACGCGGGUUCUUCACCGUGUGCGGCGGCAAUGCGCUGUCACUCUUCCGACCCGAGGAAAUCGAACUGCUGGUGCGUGGCUCGGACGAAGCGUUGGACGUGGCCUCGCUACGGGCAGUGGCCACGUAUGACAGCUGGUCGCACCCCCGGCCGGAGACGGUGCCGGCGGUACGGUGGUUUUGGGACUUCUUUGAGCACACGCAGCCCGCGGCACAGCGUAAGAUCCUAUCGUUCAUCACGGGAAGUGACCGGAUCCCCGCCAUGGGAGCGACGAGCCUCUCGAUCCGGCUGAUGUGUCUGGGCGAUGAUUCGUCGCGAUAUCCGACGGCGCGCACUUGUUUCAACAUGUUGGGUCUCUACCGAUACGAAUCGCGCGAGCGAUUGGAGCGGAUGCUGUGGGAGGCGGUGUUGAACAGCGAGGGCUUUGGCUUGAAGUAG